CGACCACCACCAGGCCACGUUGUGAGCAUCAGGAAGUUCCUCUCCGACACUGAGACUCCCUGUAUACCCCUCUUAGCAGCCAAGUGCGAUGGAAGGUCGAGGACAGCCAAGAGGAAGAGGAAGAGGCAGUCAUGAAGGAGGAAGAGGGAGCGGAGGGCGUGGUGGACGUGGUGGACGUGGCUGGCGCGGAGGACGAGGCUCACGAGGAGGGAAAAUGCAAGGAGGAGGAAGGGGCAGAGGUGGGCCUUCUCAAAACCUCCAUCCAUCCCACCACCGGCAGCAAGUGGCAACACCUACCAAUGACGAUCGCCACCCCAUCCACUGCCUUCCUAAUGAGGUCCUCGAAAUUAUCUUCCUCUUCAGCAUUCCUGACGAGCUCGCUAAUCCUACACCCGGCUCUCACGUUGCAUACUAUGCCUACCUCGAUCGUUGCAAGAGCAUCGACUACCCGCACUUCCUCGGCCGCGUCUGCCGCCGAUGGCGCGUCGCCGCGCAAGGAUGCCCCAUGCUCUGGUCCUACAUCUGCGUCGACAUUGGCGCGCGCAAGCCAUACAACGCCUCCUACUACACCAGCGUACUCGCCAAGUCGAGCGAAAAUCCUCUCACCCUCUCCUUCGUCGUCGGCAAGAACCAGCUCCUCAACACCGUCCUCCAUGGGCCGGUAUUCUCGCCGCAUAUUCGGCGCGUUCGCAUGCUUUGCAUCCAGCUGUCCUCGUACUUUUUAUCCGCCGAUGCUCCAAGGGUAGACAUCCUGCCGCUCUUCCCGACGGUCGAUACGCCCCUGCUGGAGAGCCUCCGCCUGGACUGCCGAAAGGCCCCUUGGAGCGUCAUCCGGUAUCUCGAAAAACUACAACGUGGCGGAGAACCUAUUCCCGACCACCUACGCUUCUUCCGCCACGCGCCGCGGUUGGAGGAGUUCGCGCUCGAGGGCCUGGACAGCCCAGACGCAACGCACGAGGCGAUGGAGUGUAUGUCGCUUCGCCGGAUGGGGCUGGCGGGCUUUGAGUGGCAGAACAUGACGCGGCUUCGCCUGCCGGACGUACCAAGGCGCGUGUUCGACUUGCUGAGGGUGCUGGGCGAUGCGAAGCGGCUUGUAGAGCUGAGGUGCACGAUAUUCGAAGAUCUGGAGGACGAGUUCUCGUACGAGGGCCACGAUGAGUAUAUCAUCGAUACGGAGGACGAGAUGGAGGAUGAGGAUUGGGAUGAGGAAGAAGAAGAGGAUGAGGAGGACGAAGAGGAGGAGGAGGAGGAGGAGGAAAGUGACGAUGACUAUCCGCACGCUUAUACUCGGUUCGCCGCACGUACCCGCGUCCAGCAGAACCCCAGGGCCCCUACCAAUAACGCCACUUCUCGCGCCCUCGCAGAUGCCCGCCGCGCCGAUAGGGAGUGCCGACAGCGCGAGCUCGCCGCACGCCACGCCGAGCGCGAGGUCGCCCGGGAAAAAAAGCGCCGCGAUAACGCUCGGCUCCUCGGCCCGCACGUCUUCCCCGACCUGACGAAGCUGCACCUCGUCCUCAUGGCGUUCGAGCCGGAGAACUACGGCGAGUACGACGACGAGAACCCGGAGGAGCGCUCGGGCGUUGAGCGGUUCCUGGGCGCGCUGGUUAUGCCGGCGCUAGCGUCGCUCACCAUCGCGCACAGGGGAGAGGAGUUUGAGGGCGGCGGGUACAGCGACGGUGAGGGCUAUGGGUAUGGGUAUGGUGGCGGUGGAGGCGGUGGCGGUGGUGAACCCAAGGUAUACCCCCACCUGAAGGCCUUCGUUCAGCGCUCUGAGUGCGUUGUCCUAACCCUCACGCUCGACAGCCUCGCCAUCGAGCAAUCUGAGCUCCUCGAUAUCCUCAAGCUCUUCCCGCACGUGCGCACCCUCCGCCUCGUAGACGCCACGAAAGCUAUGAGCGCGGGCUUUUGGCAGGCACUGGGGCGGCGCGAGCGGGACGGGCGGCUGGCGCUGAUGCCGGAUUUGCACCAUCUCGUCGUGCACCAGGAUCGCGGGCGCACGGGGCGCGGCGGGUUCAUCAACGUGAACGUCCUGGAUGCGGUUGAGGCGCGGUGGAAAGCCGGUAUGGGCGGCGGUGCGCGCGUUGAGGUCGUGCACUGCCCGACGCCGACGAAGGGGCGCAAGGGGAAGCCUGCGCAGGUGCUGGACUCGCAGAUGCGCGGGCGGCUCCGGCGGGUGCAAGGGCGGGCAGAUCUGGAGCUGAUGCUGACGGAGUUGCCGUUCAAGAAGAAGCCCCUAAGGCAGGUUGGCGGCUCAGAUUAUGGGGAGUCAGAAGAAGGUCACUCCGAUGAGGUGGACUACGAUGACGAGUUUGAGUACUAUUGACGGAAUACGUCUUUUAGUGAAAAUAUUGGUCUCGAGCUACAUGUAGGGCUUCCUCUUACGCAUGAGGGCCAUCCACAACACCGAAUUGUGCGCAAGAG
Schizophyllum commune H4-8 is the source of this 2421-nucleotide messenger RNA. RefSeq lists its product as uncharacterized. The transcript has a single exon. Lineage: Eukaryota; Fungi; Basidiomycota; Agaricomycetes; Agaricales; Schizophyllaceae. The record is from RefSeq and is a predicted model, not a curated record. Bases 215 to 2323 code for a protein of 702 amino acids.